UGUUUUUUUGUAGCUGUUCCGCAUCAAUAAAAUAAUAUUUUUUCAAUUGGAAAAUCUUUAUUCAAUCAUCGCACAAAUGUCUUUGCGACAACAAUUUUUCUCAUCAGAAUCACCAUCAUCCUCAUCAUCAUCAUGGUCAUCAUCAUUUGCAUCAUCAACAUUACCGAAUAGAAAGAAUUCAACAAAAUCGUAUACGAAUGAUGAAAAUCGUCGUCGUAAUAGUAUAGAAUCUUAUGAUCAUCAUCAUCAACAACAACAAUUAAUUAAACAACCACAAUCACAACAACAUCGUUUAGUUAUCUAUACAAAUCCACAAAAAUAUUAUUCAAUACGAAUUGAUCAACCACAUAGACAAGCAAUACAUAUUCUACCUGAAAAUUAUCAAUUCUGUUCAUUGGGAAAAAAAUUCCGUAAUACUUUGAAUGGUCCAGAAAUAUUCGGUACUUGUUCGGCAAAAGUUCAUUUUGGUAAAUGUACUGAUUUUGAUGUUUUUGUUGAACAAGAACAACAACAACAACAACAACAACCAAAACAACAAAAAAUUGACGAUUACGACGAUACAGCAACAUUAAGUGAUUGUAAAAAUUUUAUCUAUUAUAAAAUUAAAACACCUACAAAAACGGCAACACCUAUUAUUAAUAUUGGUAGUAGUGGUGGUGAUGGUCAUAAUCAUCGAUCCAUCACUACUACUGCUACAAACACCGCAGCUAAUGAUAAUGCUAAUAUUCCGAAAAAUGUUCGAUCCAUAUCAUCAUCAUCAAUAACAUCAAUAUUAUCUAAAAUCGAAAGCUAUCGUGAUAAUCUAGAUGCAGCUAUUGAAUUAUUAACUAAUGAUGAAUUAGAUAAUCAUAAUCAACGUAAUGAACUUGAACAUUUAAUUCGAAAUUUCGUUUGUGAAGAUCGUCGUCAAAGACAAGUAGAUUCAAAUUCUAAUUCGGUUAAUCAUGUUAAAACCGAAUCCAACAUAAAAAAUCAACAACAACAACAACAACAAAAACGACGACAACAAUCUUCUAUUUCGACAACAUCCGAUACUGAUGAAUUGGAAAAAUUAGCAUUAGCUUUAGUUGCCGAAUCUAGUCAUGAUGAUAAUAAUAAUAAAAAUGUUAAUCCAUUAUCACCAACAUCAUCAUCAUCAUUAUCAUCAUCAUCGGCGAUCGAUUAUCCAUCUAGUGGUAGAAAAAUUUUAUUGAAAAAAUCACAAGCUGAUCUAUUACGACAACAACAAAAUGGUAACCUAAAUUAUGAACAAAAUCGAUCAUCAUCACCAACACCGUUUCUAAGUACAAAUCGUGAUGGUGUUGUACAAUCACGAUUAUUACGUUUUUCAAAUAAUAUUAAUCAGCAACAUCAUCACCAACAACAGCCAUCAAAUUCAUUAUCAUCAUCAUCAUUAUCCUUGAUAAAAUCGGAAGAAUCAUUACAACGGAAACAAUGUUCAUCACCAACGCCAUCAUUGAUACAACAAAAUGGUAAUGAAAAUCGUAAUCAAAUUGUAUUUGGUAUUAGUCCUAAAUCAAGUUCACUUGCAAGAUAUAAAAAUCUUAUCGAAUCACGAAGUGAAACAUCAUCACCGAUUCAAUUAAAUUUUGCUACCGGAAUCGAUCUUUAUAAUCUAAAUCUUGAAUUAGAAAAUCGACCACAUGAUAAUGAUCUAACUCGUAAUAAUAAUACAUCAUCAAAUAUUAAAUCAAAUUCUUUAAAUUAUAUUUCAUCAAAUCGAAAACAAAUGUUUGUUAAUGAUACAAUGGCAAACGAUAAAUGUUCAACAUUGGAUUCGAGCCAUUUUAUUGGCAACAAUCAUGACAUCUGUAAUAGUAAAAGUAGUAGCAAUAAUGAUGGUAAAAUUAACAAAAAACUUUCGAAUAAUAUUCAUGGAUAUUGUUCAGAGAAUGAUGAUAUAAAAAAUAUCGGUACCGAUGUUAUUGACACAAGAGAAAAAUCUCCUUCUUCUUCUUCUACUUCAUCUAGAUCUUCUUAUUUAUUAUCAUCGAAUAAAACAUUGGGAUCGUUGUCAACAUCGAAUAAUGGUGUUAAUCAUGGUGGUGGUGGCGGUAUUAACGGAAUUGACGAUAGUGGUAUAUCAAAAUUUCAUCAUAAUAAACAACAACCAUCAUCACCAUCAGUCGUUGUUGAUUCAUCAAAAACAUCAGAUCCUUUGUUAGAUUUUGUGGCAAGAAAUCAAGAGCUUAACAAUCAUCAUCGUGUUUCAUCAUCAUCAUCAUCAUAUCAUUCCUCUUUGAAUACGAUAAACAAAGAUCAUUAUCAUAAUAAUAAUAAUAAUAUCAUUAGCAACGACAGUAGUAACAAGAAAAUCAAUGAUAAUGAAUCAUCGAAUAAUUUAAAUAUUUUAACAUCGAAUACGAUCGAUACAUUUAUAAAGGAAAAUGAAAAAUUUUUCCAUAGUGGUGGUAAUCGUUUAUCACGAAGUUUAGGUAUAAUUGAAAACGAAAACAUUUUACCAUCCACAACAUUAUUGGAUAAUUAUUUUGAUGAAAUGAAAUAUCAACAAAAACAACAUUCAACAAUGACAUCAACAUCACAACAAUCAACAACAACCAAAUCAUCAUUAACCGAUGAUGAAAAAGCAUUAUUACAUGAAACGCUUAAAGUUGGCCAAUUAUAUGGUGCAUCAUCAUCAUCAUCCGCAGGUUCGGGUUCCGAUAGUUCAUCUGAUAAUGAAAAAAGUUCACAAUCAUCAUCAUCACAGCAAAAAAGACGUAUAAUAUUUGUAUCGAAACCGGCACCAAAACCUGAACCAAAACCCGAACCAAAAUAUGUAAAUGGAAAAAUGGUAUUCGGACAGGUACAUGUCCAACAACGACAUCAUCAUCAUGGCCUACAAAAAGGUUCGGUAGCCGAACGUGUUAUGUUAUUUGAAAAAUGUCCCGAAAAAACAUCCGUUACGAAACAUAAAUUAACGGAAUUACAACGAAAUCGUAUAACAAAUCCAAAUAAGAUUGGUAGUUGGAUGAAAUUUACGGAAACACAAGCUGUGCUACCACAGAAUGAUACGACGAGAAAUGGUGGAAAUCUGAAAAUAGCAAAUUUGAAUAAUGUUGUUGGGGAAGAUUCUGGCAAUCUGCAACCUGUCUCAUCAUCCACAUCAACAACAACAACAACAUCGGUUAAAUCUUUGACAAAAAAUAAAAUUCAUAAAGGAGAUGAGCCAAAAUCACCGCCAACUAUAACAUCGAUACCAACAUUUAGGCGUUUAUCACGAACAAAUUCUGGCAUAUUGCCCGGACAAUUGCCUCGUUUCUAUUAUCCACUUGGACGACCAUAUUCAUCGAAUGAGGUCGAAAAUCAAAUUAAACGUAUUAUAUCGAUUUUUGAUCGUUUUCCAAGCCGAACAGUUACGGUCAAAGAAUUAGGUGGUGUAUUAAAAUUAUGUGGAAUACCUGUAUAUUGGAAAGAGCCAUUAUUUCGUUCAAUAUUGGCUGAUGUUAAAAAUAGUUCAAUGGCAAAUGGCAAUUGUGGUGGUGGUGGUGGUGUUAGUAUUCGUCGUACGAAUUCGAUCGAUCAUUCAUCAAACAGUAAAAAUGGUUUCAUGGCCAAUGGGACAACAACAUCGAAUGGCAAUUGUAGCAAUAUUAAAGAUUAUAUUACUUGUGAUCAAUUUACAAAUUAUUGGAAAAAAUUAAUUUCAAUUUGUUACGAUGAUGCUAGUCGUUUUAUAAAAAUCAUGACACAAGGCAAACGAAAUUAUAUUAUUCCUGAAGAUUUUGAACCACUUAUACAGGAUGUGAUUGAUACACAUCCAGGAUUAUUAUUCCUAAAAGAAGCCGAAGAAUUUCAUUCACGUUAUGUACAUACGGUGAUUGCACGUAUAUAUUAUUGUGUGGAUAAAACAUGGUCCGGUACGAUAACGUUACCUGAAUUGAAAAAAUCUAAUCUUCUUCGAGUUAUUCAUCUUCUUGAGGAAGAAGAUGAUAUCAAUCAGAUAACUGAAUAUUUUUCCUAUGAACAUUUCUAUGUGAUAUAUUGUAAAUUUUGGGAACUUGAUCAAGAUCAUGAUCUAUUCAUCAGUAAAUAUGACCUCGCUAGGCAUAAUGAUUCAGCUAUCUCUUCUCGAAUGAUUGAUCGAAUUUUUAGCGGUGCUGUCACACGAACCAGAGCAUCUCGUAGUUCACAUAAUAAUCAAAUGUCAUAUACUGAAUUCGUUUGGUUUUUGUUGGCCGAUGAAGAUAAACGUCAUCCAAGAGCGAUUGAAUAUUGGUUUCGUUGUAUGGAUCUUGAUGGUGAUGGUUGUCUUUCGUUUUAUGAAUUGGAAUAUUUUUAUAAUGAACAAGUAAAACGAAUGGAAUCGGCCGGUAUUGAAGCAUUACCAUUUACUGAUUGUCUUUGUCAGAUGAUCGAUCUAAUCAGUCCAAAAGAUCCAUCUCGAAUAACAUUAUCGGAUUUGAAAAAAUGUCGAUUAACACCAAUAUUUUUCGAUACAUUCUUUAAUCUAGAAAAAUAUCUUGACCACGAACAACGUGAUCCAUUUGCAUCACAACGUGAUGAAGAUGGUGUAUCUAUGUCGGAUUGGGAUCGUUAUGCUGCUGAAGAAUAUGAAUUAUUAGUUGCUGAAGAAAGUGCACAGAAUCAUAAUUAUCAUCGUACAAAAGCUUUGAUCCAUAAUAAUUUUAACCAACAUCAAAUACAACAACCAAUUAUUGAUCAUAUUAAUGAUGAUAAUGAUGCUGAUGAUGAACAAGAUCGUGAAUAUGAAUUUGAUGAUGACGGUGAUGAUGAUGAUGAUGAUAUAUAUGAAUCAAAUGAAUCUGAAGAUUUUAGUACGACAACUAGUGGUGAUGAUGAUGUUGAUACAAUCGAUGAUGGUCGUGUGUAUUUAGUUAUUGAAUCAACUAUCAAAAAACGUUCGAAUCCGAAUCAGGACGAUAAAUUCUGUGAUAAUAGAUCUGAUGAUAAAAUUGAGAUCGAUACGAAUAACAAUUGUAAACUUAAUGAUGAUAAUUCUACUGUUGAUAAAAAUGAUGACGAUUUUGUUGAUAAUUUGGAUAAAGAAUUCUAUGAAUACAUUCAGAAUGAAUUUGAAACAAAUCGUUAUUCAUCUCGAUCAAUUUAUGAUUCACGAUCAAUCAACAAUCAUCAUAAUCAUAAUCGACCGACAAUGAUUGUCAAACCAAUCAAAUUGGUAAAAUUAGAUCCAAUCAAUGGCAAUGAUAUUGUUCAACGGCAUUCAAUUCAUGAACAGAUGAAAACUGCUGAGAUUUGCAACAUUAAUGAUGAUGAUGAUGAUGAUUUUUUCUGACGACUUUGUUGUCAUUUUCAAAUGCAAACUAUGAUUUAGCAACAAAAUUAUUUCAAUAUCAACCAAAUCAUAAAUCC
Messenger RNA from Dermatophagoides pteronyssinus (European house dust mite), 5334 nucleotides. RefSeq lists its product as uncharacterized. The record is from RefSeq and is a predicted model, not a curated record. Gene Ontology annotation, cellular component: protein phosphatase type 2A complex. NCBI's taxonomy places the organism in Eukaryota, Metazoa, Arthropoda, Arachnida, Sarcoptiformes, Pyroglyphidae. Gene Ontology annotation, molecular function: protein phosphatase regulator activity; calcium ion binding. Gene Ontology annotation, biological process: protein dephosphorylation.